UUGAGUAUUGGUUUAACCUCCACCUGUAUGUAUAUAGAUAUGGCCGGGUAACAAAGUGACGUGCUUUACGUUGGCUGUCCUUGUUGGCUGUCGGGAAGAUUGCUCUUACUCCAGCAUCGGCUUGGUUGUUGAUCUGUCACCGAGUGUCGUGACUGUACCGUCAGUUGUCGGAUGAGCCAAACAUCCAAGGAGGACUCGCUUGUUUGACGCAAAAGUGACUCAAAACAGCUGAUCAGUGUUUACAUCUGGUGUUGGUAAUGAAAGGAUUGUGUAUAGCAGUUGAAUACAACCAACGUAUUGGUGAUUGUGAGUGGACUGUAAAGGAAUAUCAUGAUUAUAUCGGUCAUGACGAAAAGCCUUUACUAUUGCUAGUAUUCGAGGAGCAGGAGUGUUCUUUAGGUGAGGGAUUCUGUGGCGUUUUACGAAAUCAGUUUUACUACCUCUAGUUCGUACUCUACGAGUAGGAUUGAUGUGACACUGGCAGGGUGAUCAUAACUCGUGUCAGUGUAUCUAACAGACUUGCAAUAAGAGUGGUAGGGCCUAAUUUGCCGUCAAUUCGGUAUAUAACAGAUUCGGGAAACGUCAUGACUGCGUGACGCCGGACCAAUUUAGGACAAUAUUUGGCUACUUCAUCCAAACCUGCUCACCAGUAAGCACCGUGCUCGUGAAAACAAUGGCGAACCUCAUACAGAAGUUCAGGAAAUGGCGAAAAGAGCACAAAAAGGAAAAACAAAAACAACAGUCGAGCAGAGGGUUUAUAAGACAGUUGUUCCGGAGCCAGCGAGGGAGAUACUCAAGCGUUAAGAUGUCCAAGGAGCAAAAGAACUUUGAGUUUCAGGAGCUAAACCCUGGUGACAACGCCAGCCUGUGCAGCGAUGUACAUAUCAUGGACCCUCACUUCGAAUUAGCCCAUCAUGACGCAACUGACGUAGACUGCACGGUGGAAAAAUCAGACUGUGUUCAUUAUCACGUGAUGGAUUUGAAUGCUGUGGAAACUGGUGACCAUGGUGACAUGUGCACGCGGUCUCCCAGCCCUGAGGAGGUGUCUCAAGGGGAUGAGCCCAAGGACCCCUUGGACAAUAGUGACUAUUACACCAAGAGGGCCGAGGAGGUUGGCAACUGUGACAGUAACUCUAUGGAAUGUCUUGAUGUCUACUUCAAGCCAACUGAAAGCAGGAAGAGUUUUAGACGAUCGAUGAAACGUUCCCCUGAACCUGUGAGGUUGCCAUCCUUGAGGAGGAAAGGCGUCAGUAAGGAAGAUUAAACAAGCUGCGGAUACGAGUUGGAAAGUGAUCAAGACAGCAUUCGAUGACACACACAAACCAAGGACUUCAAUGCCUCAGCUGGGCGCUCUCGGGAAGGCUCUCGGGUCUGCGAGUAGAUCAUAGUUGUUGCUCAAAUAGAUCUCAUAUGAACUACCAAUCAUAUGAUUAUCAAGUCGGCCAGGACUUAUUAUAGCAGAACCUAGACCAGGGACAUGUGACGCUGUACAUUGGGUCACACGAAACUAAUUGCUCGGCAAUAUCCAAUGCAAAAACCUAUUAGAUUUGUUAACGUGUGUCUGCCUUCAAUUCGUCGUGUAGUAUGAUUAUGUUGUAAGCAAGUCUGUGUAUAGAAUAUGAUUUGAAUGGACGUGUGAAAGCUUUGAGAAAUAAAGACUUAUAUUUGAA
This is a messenger RNA of Lineus longissimus, 1670 nucleotides long. RefSeq lists its product as uncharacterized. NCBI's taxonomy places the organism in Eukaryota, Metazoa, Nemertea, Pilidiophora, Heteronemertea, Lineidae. Bases 674 to 1264 code for a protein of 196 amino acids. The transcript is spliced from 3 exons. The record is from RefSeq and is a predicted model, not a curated record.